Molecule: messenger RNA, 2924 nt
Organism: Xiphophorus hellerii (green swordtail)
Lineage: Eukaryota; Metazoa; Chordata; Actinopteri; Cyprinodontiformes; Poeciliidae
Gene: ccdc71
Product: coiled-coil domain containing 71
Exons: 2
Coding region: 139-1206 (355 amino acids)
Source: RefSeq, a predicted model, not a curated record
UCUCUCUCCCCGGCUGCCUCCGCCUCUUCCCUCUGGUCUGUCAUCCGCACCAGUGUUGUAGCAGCCAUUUUACCGUGGAGCGUCGACCCAGCCGCGACCGGAGGAUGCCGAGACAGCGCCGUUAAUAGGUUCACAAACAUGGCUGCUUCACCUCAAGGUCCCCUGGUCCGUCGGCCAUUGGCGUUCGCCAAUGAGGAGCGGAGGGCGGUUCACUCCUGGUCCCGCAUCUCCUCAGCAGGACAAAAUGUCCUGCUGGACGCUCUGAAGAUCCUGAGCCCGAUGUCUCGAGACCUUUCCUGCACGGAGGAGCUGGUGACCUUCCUGCAGGAGCUCAGCGAGGAAGGCCACAGGCCCACUAUUCUGCGCAGCAAGGACGUGUACUGCUACCGCUCCUGCACCAGCCUUCCCAUGACCGAGGAAAUGCUCAAGUUGGUCAGCAAGAAUGUGAGACCCGCCACCAAGAAGAGGAAGAGGAAGCCUCAGGUCAAGAAGCGGGAGGUUCAUCCGUCCUGGAGCACCACCGAGAGGAGCAGCCCGAGGAUCCAAGGGAUUCGGCCUCCGGAGGUUCUGGUGGACCGUCACACCGUCGUCUGCAGCAGGACACCAAUUCAAACUGUAGAAAUGUUGGAAGACGACGUGCAGCCGUGCCUCAGACUGACCAGCAUCGAAGGCCUGUCUGGCUUCCACACGGCCAGACUCCAGAUUCAAACUGUCUGGGAGUCUGAGACGCCGCCCGUCUCCUUCCCCUCGCCGCGGCUCCCUCCAACGCUAUCAGGAAUACCGUCUCAGCCUUCUCAGAACGGUGGCGGGGCGCCCACCAAAGCCGUGGCCUUGUUCAGCCAGAAGAGCCUGUCCUGUCCGAUCCGGCUGGACGGCGCCCUCAUCGGGGACUCCGCGCCGUUCUUCUACGCCAACGGUCGGCCGGUCUCUCAGACGCACACAGACCUGACCAGCAACGGCUGGAGGGGCAACGGCCUCCACCAGGAUGUUCCCGGGUCCAAGGGAAUGACAGGCGCCACGCGGCAGAGAAACGGUUGGAAGGACAAGAAAAAUUUAGGACGCAAAGUGAUAAAGGUGGACGAUUCGCGGUCCGUGGCGGAGGCCUGCAGGAAAGCGCAGAAGAUCCUGCAGGUCAACCUUUCUCCGGUGAUCCAGAUCCAACCGCUCAACCACGUUCUGAGGGACUUCCGGUUCCAGAAGCAGUGAAAGCCCCGACCCAAACUCACUUUGUCCGUUAGCAGAUCUUAGUGUUUCCCAUCCGUCGACCUCCACUGGACCGAUCCGGUCCAGUCCGGUCCGGUCCGUGGUCGUAGCGGACGUCGUACCUGCGGUUCUGCCGGGUCGUGUUGAGGAUCCGGACAGAAGCGCCGUCUGUCGUCUCUAUGCUGGUACAUGUUCACUGUUCAGUCGACGCUACACUAAACCUAACAGUCAUCCAGCCACUCUGCCGUAGAUGAAGGUCAAAGGUCAAUUUCUUCUCCUUUCAGAAGGUGUCGAGUUCAGUCAGCUGUUGUGAAAAUAUUUAAGCAAAUGCAUUUUGUUAGAAAUGUAAGUAUUUUUUACUUGUUUCUGCCGCUCUGCUCGUUUCCCUGAAAGAAGGAAAAUGGAGCUGAUGUCAGGACAAAAGUAUCUUUUUUUAAUUUAAUCAAUUUCGACUAAAAGGGGGAAAUAUUUAGUUUCUUUUUCUAAUUUCCUUUUUUGUGUCUCUGGGACGAUGAACAGUAAGAGUUUGGGCCCACAGAAACAUAAAUUAAAUAAUAAGUUAUUCACAAAGUGUUCCUUUGGUUGGUGCAUCAACAGGCUGAGAAAUGAGGUCUUAUGUGUUACUGCAGGGAAUAUUUGAUGUCUCUUAGUUACAGAACGUAAAAAAACAAAGACAAAACACACAAAUCUGGUCUUCUAAUGUUUUCAUUUCAACUGGUCUCCUGUAAUAUAAACUGUUUUGUGAUUAUUGGUUUAUCGGUUUCAGAUUAAGAUUCAGAAAAUUCUCCAAGUUUUGAGAAAAACAUUUGUUCACAGUAAUUUAACUUAAAACCUCUUCACUCUAUGAUGCUGGUUUCUGGCCCAUUAAAUAAUCCAGAUGAAUUAUUAAUUAAUUAUAAAUCCAAAUCCUGUUCUGGUUCUGGAAACUGUUUGGAUCAUUUUUCUUGGUUAAACUGGUUCGAUCAACAGGUGCUAAUUGUUGGUGGGAUCGUUGGUGCUCCUCGAAGAAUGUCAAUGUUGCUUUCAUUUCUACUUCAGAUUGGUGCAUUUAAGAGCAACGAUUUCUGGGCGCUGCUGCCCCCUGCAGGUUGGGAUGUGCACGACAAGCCGCUUUUCUAAGUGUUUAAACUGUGAGGAACCAGCUGAAACCAUCGUCAUGUCAUCUGUGACAUCCGUGUGUAUUUUCUGCUAUUAAACCACAAUUCACAAGACAAUUUUUUUCCUUCAGUGCUAAAAAUAAAAGUAGCUUAGAGAAAAAGCUGAAACCUAAAAUCUCCUCAGUUGCUUUUUCUGUUUGAUUUAAAUUAUUAAAUGGUCUUUGAAUGGUUCAGAAAACAGCAGGUACAUAAAACUAGUUUGUAACAUUUCAAGUGAAGCAACCAGCAAUCAGUAAUUGACUUAAUGAACCUGGAUGGUGAUUGGUUGGAAUAGCGGGUCCACUUCGGAAAAACAUGAAGGUCCUUUCUAUGAAGGCGGCGGUUUCCCUGUUUGACCCGAGGCUGCACCAGUGUUGGGUGAUCGGCUUUACAGACGUGCUUCUCUGCGCUGGUGAAGUUCGUGUGGCCCCGGAUCCCAACCCUCCGCUGUCUGUCUGCAGUCACGUUCAUCCCCUUUUCUAGACCGUUUCUGUUAGUCUUGUUUGUGCAACAUUUGUAUUAUAAUGUAUUUCCUACAUGAUCUUUGAAAAAAAAAUUUGUUCAAUAAAAAUGACUUGAAAACAA